Messenger RNA from Guillardia theta CCMP2712, 1407 nucleotides. RefSeq lists its product as hypothetical. Lineage: Eukaryota; Cryptophyceae; Pyrenomonadales; Geminigeraceae. The coding region runs from base 1 to 1407 and encodes 468 amino acids. The transcript has a single exon. The record is from RefSeq and is a predicted model, not a curated record. Gene Ontology annotation, molecular function: protein binding.
AUGGCAGGGGGACAAGACGGCCCCGGCAUGUUGGACGAGGCUGGUGAGAGUGGAGAGCAGAGGAGCAUGGAUACCAACGAGCUGUUCGAGAUGGCCCUGCAGCGCCUGCGCUCGCUCUACGAGCUGCACGAGGGGCUGGUGGUGCUGGACCUGCAUGAGCGAUCGGAGCGACUGAUGGCGGAGCGACAGGCUCUGCUGUCCCUCCUCGAUCAGUUCCCUGCUACUGGCAGGUCCAAGAAGGAGAGGGCGACGCUAUCCUACAUCCGGGGGAAGGCCUUCGACGCUGGGGAGGAGUACUCAGCUGAAGCCGAGCAGGACCUGUCGAGGGCCGUCAAGCUGGACCCGUCGCUGGGAGACGCCUGGAACCAGCUGGGAACGUGCUUGUGGAAGAAGGGGGAGGUACAGCUCGCGCACGACUGCUGGCAGAACACGCUGCUGCACUGCUCCAACGUGGAGGACGUGAAGGGGGCGAUGCGGAAGCUCUCGAUGGCGCACCGGGUGAAGGGCAAGAACCCAGAGGAGAGCCUGAGGCUGGCCAAGGAGCUUGUCAGCCGCGACAUGUCUGACUCGCACUCGUGGACGAACCUGGGGAAUGCGUACAUGUCUUACUUCUUCUCGCUGUCCCUCGACCGGGAGGAUCUGUUCCGAGCCCUCAAGGCCUAUCACAAGUCAGAUCAGGACGGUCAGAGCCGCGACCCCGACCUUCACUUCAACAAGGCCACUGUCUACCGCUACCUGGAGGACUACCACAACGCCGUCCUCGAGCUCCUCCGCGCCCACGCCCUCGACCCCGAGCUCAACGCGUCUGAGCAGAUCGUCAAGGUGGCGAGGCUGGUGAACGAGAUGCACGCCAUGAUCGCGCGGCAGUGCAACCUCAAGGCUGAGAAGAUCCAGUCCAUGCUCCUCUUCCUCCCGCCCCCUGCCGAGCCUCUCCCCGUCGGCAGCACUGAGUACGUGGACUGCGUGCUGGCGGACAUGGCCGAGGGAUGGAACCUCGGGAGGGUCCUCCACGUCAUGAUCUUCGCGAUCCCCAACACCGAGCGGCCCAUCCACCUGGUCGUCUCCGACAGGAGCGGCUCCUUCUUCGCCGUUAGCGUCUACAACAUGCCUGAGGGGAAGCUCAAGCCCGGUGACGUCAUCUCGGCCCUCUCCCCGUACAUGAGGACCUGCUCGCUCCCAGCUGACGCCCUGCUCCCCCUCCCCCGCCAUCCCCAGCUGCAGUCCGAGCUCGUCGACUGCUGCUUCAAGUGCGUGCAGGUCUCCCCAGGUCAACUCCUGCACAACGGCUUUCCCUGCGACAUCUCCUAUUACGAGCGACCUCGCGCCGUCUUCACGGUCAGCCCGGUGGCCGUUCGAGCCUCUGCUGGGGAUGAGCUAGGGAAGAACACUCCGCCAGCUCGAACUUGA